CUUGAACAGAAUGCACGUUUUGCUCCGCACUUUCUGAGGAUUUAGUCGUAACUUGCAUACCAUGGACUACACAAAGCAGUGCAUCGAGCUGCUUUCUCGCCACUCGGACAGAGCGAAAGUCUGGGUGUUGUAUGGAUGAUAGUAGUUGCGAGUUCACAAGAUAUCUUUGUCUCGAGCCAUGUCCGAGCAACGUGGCUGUCCGGAACGGUCCGACGCUUCAUCACCAGUGAAUGGAGCGUUCCGCACUCCGAAAAGUAAGUUUCCCAAAUUCCUUCUUAGACUCUAUGUUCUAAAGCAUUCCAGUUCUGCUCUCUAUGUGUUUCGAGAGGCAGCAGUGGAAGCACUGCGUGAGACUAACCUGCAAUGGACACGGAUUGUGAACGGCUACUUUCUUGACUACUAUGGCCUUCCUUAUCUUAAAUCUUACUUACAACCCUUAACAUUUGCUGUUGACAUCGCCAACAAAGCAGCUGCAAUUCCAGGCACGGGGAACGAUAUCGUCUAUUUCACUUAUACCUUUGAUGUCGCCAAGUUUGUCGUUGCCCUUCUUUGUCUAUCAGACUGGGAUGAGACAACAUAUUGUUAUGGAGACAAGGCCACUUGGAACGAAAUUCUUCAACUUGCAGAAGAAUCUCGCGGUUCCAAGUUCACUGUAUCUUAUGACGUCCUUGAGAAGCUGCAGAAAGGAGAAGUUACAGAGUUACCCUCGCACCGCGAGUCAUAUGGGUUCUUCCCCAAGCCAGCUCUGCAGGGUUUUCUUUCUAUGCUCGGACGCUAUGUUAUUGAAAGGAGAUUUGACAUUCCGGCUGACAAGGCACUUAAUGCCAAGUUCACCGAUAUUCAAACCCUCAAAGUUAAGGAAGCGAUCGAACUAUGGAGAGGUCAUCAGCGUUGA
Fusarium odoratissimum NRRL 54006 is the source of this 895-nucleotide messenger RNA. RefSeq lists its product as uncharacterized. The transcript is spliced from 2 exons. Bases 179 to 895 code for a protein of 238 amino acids. The record is from RefSeq and is a predicted model, not a curated record. NCBI's taxonomy places the organism in Eukaryota, Fungi, Ascomycota, Sordariomycetes, Hypocreales, Nectriaceae.